UCUGUCGGCCUCUUUCCACGAGCGAGAAACGCGGAAGAACGCGAGAGAGAGUUUCUGCCGUUAGAGAGAGACCAGAGCGAGCGAGAGCGAACGAGCUACGGGAUGAUGUCCGCUCAUUGCCCGAACCCCGCCGCCGCCGCCGCCGCCGCCGCCGCAAUCUCUCCGAAACCCAGGUCCGAGUCGGGCAACCAUGGCCGCUUCCCUCCUUCUUCGCCGUUUCCGUUCUCCCGAAGCUCCGUCCCUCCUCCGACGCACCUCGCGGGGAGCCUCGGUUCCCGGAGGACGAGCGUCCGACGUGGAAGCAGCAGCACCGGACCCCGCGGUCCUUCUUCAGGUGGAAAUGACAGCAGAACCGUGUUGGACGCUUUUUUCUUGGGGAAGGCUCUGGCUGAAGCGCUGAACGAGCGUAUUGAGUCCACGGUUGGGGAGUUCUUGAGCACAAUCGGGAGGUUGCAAGCUGAGCAACAGAAGCAAGUGCAAGAAUUCCAGGAAGACGUGUUUGAAAGAGCCAAAAGGGCCAAGGAAAAAGCAGCCCGUGAAGCAAUGGGAGCUCAGGGGCUAAUUCCAACAUCUGCUGCAGCAAAUGCCGGGAACGGCGGUGUCGUUUCACCCACCUCAUCCUUGACUACUGGUACGGUUUCACCUUCGGUUGACUCGAAUGCGGAUUCUGAUAGCAAUGACCCUGUUGUAGGCGUAUCAAAUGAUGGAUGACGAUUCUGCUUUAUGUAGAAGCAUGUAUUGCACUCUAUGCUUGGUAGGUCUGAUAAUAAAAUGGAUCAUAUCUCCUUCUCUUCA
Syzygium oleosum is the source of this 795-nucleotide messenger RNA. RefSeq lists its product as uncharacterized. Gene Ontology annotation, cellular component: chloroplast thylakoid membrane. The coding region runs from base 103 to 711 and encodes 202 amino acids. Lineage: Eukaryota; Viridiplantae; Streptophyta; Magnoliopsida; Myrtales; Myrtaceae. The transcript has 3 exons. Gene Ontology annotation, biological process: thylakoid membrane organization. The record is from RefSeq and is a predicted model, not a curated record.